This is a messenger RNA of Colletotrichum phormii, 444 nucleotides long. Its product is annotated as ATP synthase subunit C. The transcript is spliced from 3 exons. Lineage: Eukaryota; Fungi; Ascomycota; Sordariomycetes; Glomerellales; Glomerellaceae. Bases 1 to 444 code for a protein of 147 amino acids. Gene Ontology annotation, molecular function: proton transmembrane transporter activity. Gene Ontology annotation, biological process: proton transmembrane transport; proton motive force-driven ATP synthesis. The record is from RefSeq and is a predicted model, not a curated record.
AUGGCCUCCACUCGUGUCCUCGCCUCCAGACUCGCCACUCAGAUGGCCACCAAGGCCGCCCGCCCUGCGGUGCGCGUCUCUGCCAUGCCCAAGCGCACCAUCACUGGCUUCUCCAGCCCCCUCCAGGCUGUCAAGCGCCAGCAGGCCACCACCAUCAAGUCCUCCAAGGUCUUCACCCAGGUCCAGGCCAAGCGCGCCUACUCUUCUGAGAUCGCCCAGGCCAUGGUCGAGGUCUCCAAGAACUUGGGUAUGGGUUCCGCCGCCAUCGGUCUUACCGGUGCUGGUAUCGGUAUCGGUCUGGUCUUCGCCGCCCUCCUCAACGGUGUUGCCCGCAACCCUGCCCUCCGUGGCCAGCUCUUCUCCUACGCCAUUCUUGGCUUCGCUUUCGUCGAGGCCAUCGGUCUUUUCGACCUCAUGGUUGCCCUCAUGGCCAAGUUCACGUAA